AUGGCAACAUUCCAAUAAAAAUACGAAUCAUUGAAAUAGGAAUUUAAUGAAUUAGAUAUCAAUGAUGAUGGCCGAUUAGAUAAGAAUGAAAUGUUCUAAGUUCUAGAUUCUAAGAUUGGAAAAUAAUUCGAUCGUGAGAUUGCUGAAGAAUUAUGGUCUAAUUUAGAUAUUAAUCAUGAUGGUAAAGUGACAGUAAAUGAAUUCAUUCAAAUACUUUUGAAAGCUGAAGACAGUUUGAAAAGCAAAAUAAACAAUUGCAGAACUACUUUAGAAUUAAACUAUUAACAGAAAAGAGAAACAGAAACUAAUUUAGAUUAUUGUUAAUCAAAUGAAAAAUUGAAUAACUUUGGAGUAAUGGAAGGCAGUCAAUUAUGUGUUAUUGUGAUUCAAGCCGCAAAUCUGAAGGCAGAUGGAAAAUAAUUAGAUCCUUUUAUCACUUUACAAUUUGAUAAAUUUGAAAAGCAAACAACUAUUAAUAAAGGUCCUAAUCCUAUUUGGAAAGAAACCUAAAAGUUCUAUUUCCCUGUUUAAACUGGGAAGGAAGACUUAAAAUUAACAGUUUGUGAUUUUGAUAAAUAUACUCCAAAUAUCGUGAUUGCCAGGGUUGAUUUAAAUUUAUCCAAUAAUGCUUUUAAUCUGAAGAAUCAGCAAUUGCAUGAUAUUUGGCUGGAUUUAUAUGAUGUCAAUGGGAAUAGAAGUGGAUCUCAAUUGAACAUCCAAAUCUAAUGGGUCUAUUCUAAGGUCAAAUAUCUUAGAGAUGUACUUAACUCUUACUAAUAAUAAGUGUAUUCAUAAGAAUAAGAAUUACUGCAAUAUGAGAGAGAUCUCUUUAUUCUUUAUGAGCCAUUUGUUAAGUGGAGAUAACUCAAUACAAAAGGGUAUUAGAAGCCCAUCGCUUAAACACCCGCAUCCAUGAUUCCAGUUUCAUAUUAAUAGGCAGACCCAACAAAAAUCAUUAAGCCAUUUUCUGAUCCUCUUUUGGAUAAAAAUAGCAAAUUCAAAUUAAUUACUAUUUUGGUUGGUCUCAUAGCUUGUCUUACUCUACUGAUAUUAUUUUACAAGGCUUAAUAUUUUGAUUUGCUCCUUAUUAUAGACUUCUAUAUCCUGUGGGAAUUUAAUGCUUUGAAUGAGAAUCGCAUAAAGACUCUAGGGAUCUUGUUCGGAAUGAGUUGUUUCUUGGAUGUUGUGUGGAUCUUUUGCAUUGGUAUGAAAUGGCUUGGUAAUGAUUCUCAUGAGAUUUUCAUACCUUAUGAAGUCUCCAUCCAAAAAAUGAUCUCCAUUUUAGUGAUAAUAAGUCUAAUUGUGAGGUUGUAUCUAAUACUAAACUUAUUUUAAUUAUCUCAAGAGGUGUAAAACAUUACUAAUCCUUAACCUUAAAAAAUACAACAUAGGAAUAUCGUAAAAAUAGAUAUGCAAAAUACACAUAAUAUUGAAUCUAAAACCUACCUCCAUAAUGGACGACCAAUUGUGAUUUAUUGA
Messenger RNA from Paramecium tetraurelia, 1479 nucleotides. RefSeq lists its product as uncharacterized. The transcript has 4 exons. NCBI's taxonomy places the organism in Eukaryota, Ciliophora, Oligohymenophorea, Peniculida, Parameciidae. The record is from RefSeq and is a predicted model, not a curated record. Gene Ontology annotation, molecular function: calcium ion binding.